AUGUAUAAAUGAAAUAAUACAGUUUAGUUUGUGUGUUAAAAUUAAAAAAGUUGUGUUGACAAAAUUAGAAAAAGUAAUAUUUCAAAUUUACACAGCUUACUUAAGUGAAAUGAAUGAAACUGAGUUGUGUUACUUCUGCAGUACCGCUCUUUGGUCACCAGGUGGAGUAAUAUCUGCACAUGCGCAGAUGGGAAGCACACUCAACGAUCACGCUUCAGCUCUCUAUUAGAUCAGCGCCAUUUUAUGAGAAGCAAAACAGAGUAAUUUCACGGUGCGAGGAAUGCAACAGAAGUUUUUAUUUAUGUGGAAACACAGAGUUUUGGAGUUCUGCCUUUAGAGUCCCAUAUGUGGCUGUGCAGAGAUUGUGGAUCUUCUCACACAUCCAGAUCAAAGCUUUUAAAACACUUCAGUUCUGUGCAAAACGGAAGACGUGAAGACAUACGGAUUUGAGAAAAUCUUGCGACCACUUUUGCAUGAUCUCCAAACUCUGGAACAGCAAGCUUCUCGUGCAAAUUCUCAGACCACUGAAGUGAAGGCAGGUGAAUUUACACGUCGGACUGCAGAAGAACACCAAGGACAUGUGAAACUUGCAACAGAAAAAAAGAAAAGUUUAACAUGAUGGGCACCCCAGCCAAACUUCUAGUGAUCUUAGGAGAAAGUAAUUGUGAAAGGUUAAAUCUCCCAGCUGGUAUUCCAGACUCAUUGAAUGACCUUAAAAGAGAAAUCCAGACCCAAUUGAGAGUCCUUGAAGAUUUUCGACUUCAAUUCAAAGAUCCUGAUUUUAAUGAUUUUGUCAACCUCAGUUCAACUUCAGACAUACAGGACAAAGCUACACUCAAGGUCAUUUUUUUGACUUCAUCUACAAGUAUCCCUACUUCUUCAUCUGAAAUAAAUGAGACCUCUUCAGUAUCAUCCUGUGAUACAGACCUAAUCUCAUCCCCACAGUCAUCUGUACUGUCAACUCCAGAAUCUGUGUCCUCCGUUAGAAGUCAGGCAUGGCCUGAAAGUUUUCCAAUACCACAGUUUAGUUUUGAUGCAGAGAUGCAACUGCAAAAAGCACAACUUGCUUAUCAAACUGAUGGUACUGUCCUGAGCCCCAAUGCCAAGCUAAAGUCUGACAUUUUGGAUGCUUUAGCCUCAGAAAUAAUAAAGUUCAAGGCAUACCCUUCAAGUGCAGAUCUUGAUGAUGUAGCUUCUGCUUUGGUACGCAAGCACCCAUGCCUCAAAGAAAAAGGCUCUGCGAGUGGCUACUAUGGCUGGAAAAUCAGUUUGAAAUAUAAGAUGGCAAAUUACAGGACAAAAUUGAGAAACAUAGGAUGUUCUGAGCUAAACAUCAACUCCCAUAAGCGAAAAGGAUCCAUGGGAAGCCCAAACCAAGUGAAGAAACCCAGAAAAGCUGAGGUAAAUUACUGUCCAGAUUACCCACUGGGUGAAACAAAAGAUACCCUUGGAAAGCAAAGGAUUACCCUACUGUCCGAGGUAACUAAAAAAAACAAUGAGCAAGUUAUCAAGGUGCUGAUGGACCAAACAUUUGCACUCCGAAGGCAUGAGGUGGUUGAAGAUUUGCCUUUCAUUGUUGAAUUUAAAAACAGAUGGCCAGCACUCUUUACUGAGCGAGAGGUAUCUGCAGAAUUUAGCCGGAUCACAACAAUCCCUUUGGUGUCCAAAUUUAUGGGCCAGCUUGAUAAUUUCUCAACACAGCUCCUCAACAUUGUCAAAAAAAAAAGGAGGAGCAGCGUCACAGAAGAUCACAAACAUCCUGUCAGUUAUGGAUCAGAAUGUCACCAUUGAAAAAAAAAAGGGAAUGCAUCCUGAAAGCCCUUGCUGUCUAUCUAAAUGAAGAUCCCUCAAACCUUGUGAAGGAGUAUAUGGAUGUUGAACAUGACGAUGCCCUAAUCUCAAUGCGCAACACCACCCUGGGAAUCUAUGCAAUUGUACAUGAAGGGGCAGAUGCUACAGACCCUUAUGAAGACGUUGGGAUCAUAAUUGAAGGCAUCCAUAUACUUCAAAAUCUGAAAAAUGUGCCAAAUGCGUGUUCUGUGUUGCUUGGUGUAAUUUACGCAUUAAACUUGGCUUACCCUCAAGAUCUAAGAUACACUUUUGAAGUAUUUCAAAAGAUUUUUAUGGAGCUAGAUGCAAACAAGCUGUCAAACAAGGUCCAGGUCCUGAAAAAUAAACUCCUUACAUAAAGACUGUAGCUUAAAGUCUGAAAAGAGCCCAAAGAUGUUUAAUAAGAGGCUGAACUUGUGUUUUCUCCAUAGUGUUGCACUGUUGGCUACUGCAGUACAUUUGUUUCAGUAUUGCCCAUGUUAUAUUCCUUUAAAAUUUGUCUUGCUUUGAAUAACAUGCAUUUUUUCAGUUUCAAGGAGGCACAUAUUACAAAUGAAGACUGCCAUUUUUUUUUCCUAAGUGUAAUACUUGCAUGUGAGCAUUUUGUAAAUCCUUUUGAUGGCAGCAUACUUUUUAUUUUUACUUAUUUUCUUGUAUUAAGUGAAGAACUUUGAUUUAUA
Cyprinus carpio (common carp) is the source of this 2510-nucleotide messenger RNA. Its product is annotated as sterile alpha motif domain-containing protein 3-like. The record is from RefSeq and is a predicted model, not a curated record. The coding region runs from base 616 to 1791 and encodes 391 amino acids. The transcript has 8 exons. Lineage: Eukaryota; Metazoa; Chordata; Actinopteri; Cypriniformes; Cyprinidae.